Temnothorax curvispinosus is the source of this 4458-nucleotide messenger RNA. It is a transcript of the gene FucTC, whose product is annotated as alpha-(1,3)-fucosyltransferase C-like. The record is from RefSeq and is a predicted model, not a curated record. Gene Ontology annotation, molecular function: alpha-(1->3)-fucosyltransferase activity. Lineage: Eukaryota; Metazoa; Arthropoda; Insecta; Hymenoptera; Formicidae. The transcript has 3 exons. The coding region runs from base 1570 to 2907 and encodes 445 amino acids. Gene Ontology annotation, cellular component: membrane.
UGUUUAUCUGUAUUGUAUAUCUUACACGGUCGUAUAUUCUCAUACUUAUUGAAUAAGAAGAUAACUUAUCACACAAAUUUAUCCUAUCUUAAGUCAUGUAAAUGUAUAAUUUUAUUUCACAGAGAUAUCGCGCAAAGUUGAAGGACAAUUUUCUCGGACUUUAUGCGUCAUACUACAAAUAAUAAUUGGAGAUAAGUGCGAACUGAUGAGAGUAGAUAAAUGGUGACCGGAGAUAAAUGUGAACUUGCACGCACGCACGAAGUGAUGUAAUCUGUUAUUAAAAAAACGCGAAAACGCGAAAAACGUGAAAAACAUUCCUCUAGAACUGUAGUACGUUAAAGAGUCUACAACACAUUUGAAUAAAGAGAACUCUUAUUUUGUUGAAACGCACGUGCGUAUAUAAAACGGUAUGUGUACAUAUCUCGGCGCGAGGUAUACGAUCGAGCGUGUUAAUCAUUAACCUUCCAUUGCCCUCGUUCAGCAAAUUAACGUUAGUGCUUUCUUAUGAGUGCCGCGCCGCAUCUGUAUGUGUGUCACUGUGUGAUUUAGUUACGGUGUUGCCACAUAUUUUUCUCAAAUCAACACGGUCUUGUAACAAGAGGAUGAGACAUCGAUCGGUACAUACAUCAAUCUGUCACGGUAAAGCCCCUUGCACAAUAGGCGAUAGCGAUAGCGAUAGCGAUAGAAACUUAGGUUUAGCAACAGCGCGAGUCGCGUUGACUGUACGAAUUUGUUCUCGCCAUGAGCUCCGCACUCAGAAAGUCUAAAUAUUGUUCUAACGAAAUUUUAGAAAAUAACCAUACAAAUAUAGUCUAGAAAAUUGUAAGUGAAAAGUCAGAAAGUUUCAGGGUCAACUUCUAUGCAAUUAAAAAAAAAAAAAACGAUCUGAGUGUUCGCCUCAUACGAGAGCAAUGGAGGGUUAAUAAAUAGAAGUACAGGAACACCAUAAAAUAAUUCUAAGAAAUUUACUGAAUUACUAGGCAAGCUACAGAUUAUUUGCAAUAGACCGCCGCAAUUUUUUUUUCGUAGAACACAAACGAGAUAAGAUAAUCUCACACAUAUAUAUACGUGCCUUAAUCUUUCAACGUGAGUAAUUUUUCGUUUCGUCUUUCCAAGGUGUGACACUGAAGCUAAUAAUAAGUAGUUAAAAAAAAAACAAGUUUUCCUCUCUUGCCACUCUUGCCUUAUCAUCUUUCGGAGAACGGAUUUAUAUCAACAAUUAUUCACCAAACCACAUCCGCAUCGCUACAAGGAAUUUCUUCUGCGAUUGAAACCGGUUAUUUUAUACGAUCUUCACUAAUCAAGGCUGAAAUAUUAUUCGUACGAAACAUUAUAAAGUAACAGUAGACAUACGCAAAAUACAACAAAUAUAAACAUUUCGUUAAACGCCUAUAUGUAUAUAUAAUACAAGGUUUAAUAAGUUAUGCUAAGACAUUUGCAACAAUUAUGCGAAGCAUUACUUGGAAACUUCUUCUGACGAAUUUAUGGAUACGAUAUAACGUGUUGAAUGUGUGACGAAGGGCAAGACCAUAUUUAAUACGGCAAUAUCACUCAACACUAUAAUAAGAAAUGCAGAUGGCAUAUUUUCAGAUGAACAUUGCCAAAACAAUGAAGAAGAAAUCAUAUCUUUUCGUCGGUCUAAUUGUGACAACAAUCUUGACAACAUGCCUCUACUUCUCAGUCACUUACAGCGAUUUUCAAAUUCACGAUAUAUUUCUCAAGAUGAUUCGUGAAGAAAAUUAUUUUGCGGAUGUAACCGUUAAGGCGGAAACAUAUAAAGAAAAGGGCAUAAAAACUAUCCUUCUUUGGAACACGUUAUUCGGUGACAGAAAUUUUUACUUCGGGACAGGCGACAUUUUCCGCGAUUGUCCUUUCAAUAAGUGCAAAGUGUUUAACGAUCGGGACUAUUUGAAUGUAGAAGAUUACGACGCGAUUCUCUUUCACGGUAACGAGAUGGAUGCGUACGAAGUGCCACAGAAGAGGAAGACAACGCAAUUUUAUGUGUACGUUAAUUUGGAAAGUCCAGCCAAUCGUGAAGUAUAUCCAAAAUAUCGAAAGAGCUACUUCAACCUCACGAUGACAUACCGGCUCGACAGUGACAUACCCUGGACUUAUGAUAUCAUAGAAGAUGUAAAAAGCGGCAAAUUCGUCGCACCUUCAAGGAAUGCUGAUUGGAACGUUUUUCAAAAUAAUACAAUUUUCGCAGGUGCAGAGGACGCGGUGGACGAAAUGCCAUCUGCGAUAUUGGACACCGUCAGGGGUAAGAGCAAACCGGUAACUUGGUUUGUAAGCAAUUGCGAUGCCAAAAGUGGCCGGCAGAAGUAUGUGGAGGAACUGUCGAAGCACAUACGCGUCGACAUUUAUGGCAAGUGCGGCGAAUUUAGCUGCGAGAGAUAUCGGAACUGUUUUAGCGACGUAAUUGAGGCCGACUACUUUUUCUACCUGUCCUUCGAGAAUUCCUUCUGCGACGAUUACGUGACGGAAAAGCUGAUGAAUCCGCUCAGGUAUAAUGUCGUCCCGGUGGUUUACGGAGGCGCCAACUACAGUCAGUUCGCACCGCCAAAUUCCUACGUAAAUGCCUUGGACUUCGACAGUCCGAAGGAGCUCGCCGCGUAUUUGAAAUAUCUCACUCAGGAUCUGCAGCGAUAUCAAAGCUUCCUACAAUGGAAGAAAUAUUAUCGAGUUAAUGUCGGGACGAAGCAGGCCGUUUGUAACCUUUGCGAAGUGCUGCAUAAGCAGAAAAAGCCGAAAAUUUAUUCGGAUUUAACGGAUUGGUACGCCAAAGAUAAAUGUUCUAUUCAAGCGCUUCUAGAUAAUAACGUUGAUGGAUACGCAACGAAACGUACGCUAAUGAGUCGCGAUCAGAAACAGGAGCCGGAUUAUAAAACUGGGACACAGAAACAUUAAUAAUCUAUUCAAAUAAAAUGUAAAACGAAAAUACCCAGAGCUCGAUUAAACCUAAAUAAAAAUUGACGUAGUAAUCCUAGUAAUAUUUUAAAAAAUGUAUAUAAUGUAAAUAGUAAUCGCACAUUCGUUAUUUUUAGCUUCAACUUCUGCGUUAUUGAUCAAUCGUGAUAUAAAUACUUUCCGAAUCCAUCUUACUUCCAAAUUGAAUAUGACUUUACGAAGAUAUAUCAGUAUUAUUAAAUAUGAUUCAUCUUAGUUUUGGAAACUUUGAUUUGGAUACGUAAUUAAGCCUAUACGUGAUAAGAUAUUCCUCCGUCAUCUGUUAUCCAAUUAUGCAUAUUGAGCGUUUCUCAAGUCUAUAACGAGGUGAACGACGAUGCAGCUUCGACGUUUGACUUAUACAUCGAUGAUGGGUCAUUAGGCCGAGAAUAUGUAGUACAUCGAUAUAUUCACUACUCGCUUGAUUAGCGAAGAUCAAAGCGGCCAAGCUCCAUCGCUCUAACACUACUAUACUCGCAGAGUUUGAGGAAUAUAGAUAUGUGAUUUACUGAUCGCUUUAUAAAGAGAACCGGUUUUUCGGAAAUUGUAUAUUAUUAUCCAAAUUCCAGCGAUAAUUAAUAGACUGAACGAAUGUAAAGCACAUAUUUGUAUAUAUAAAAGACUGACAUUAGUCUUCUUAUCUCAUCAAGAAACUAUCUAUGAGGAAAAAAUGUUCUCGUGAUAUUUUCUUCAAUAUUUUUUAAAAUAUUACAUUUACAUGGUUAGUAAAUAUAAGCAUUUAUGAAACGAUCUUCGUCCGCCCGAAUAGUUAGUGAAGAAUUAAAUGUUAUAGCAAAUUAAAAUAAUAGUUUAUUUAUCAGUAUUAUUCAAUCUAAUCGUUCAAUUCCAUUCUGUUCUCAUUUUGUUUUAAAAAGAUAUAUCCAACUAGUCUAUAAAAUAGCGUAAAUAUAAUAAUAAAAGACCAUUGUGUUCAUACAUAUAUUGCACAUACAAAUAAAAUAAAUAUACGUUGACAUAAUCACAGUGGUAGUUAACACAUUUAACCAAUAAUAACUGUUAAUGCGUUAUCACAGUUUUGCAUGAGUGUGUGUAGGUAUAUACGAGAUUUAUGCUACACAUUUUUUGCGUUUAACGUAGUCUUGUUAUAUUUUCUCUCUUUUUAAAGCUUUUCUAUACUUUUAGCCAAAUUUUAAUUGUAUAUUUUAAAAAUUAGCAAAUUCAGACUACUAACUAAUAUAAACGCUUUAUAAUUAUUAAUUUUGGCAAACGUAAAGUUGCAAAAGUAAAUCUGCGAAUAAUACAAAUGUACAUGCAAAUGGAAAAUUACGCUAAUUGUAAGUAACGCCUAUGCAUACCUAUUAUUGCGUAAAUGUUAUAUAAUGUUUAUAACAAUAAUAUCAGAUUUUUCGUUCAAAUUAACAGAGAGAAAACCUUAAUUAGAUAAUUAUAUGUAUAUUUGAUAUAUUAUUUUCGUAAACUAACAUUUAUCAAACUUUUUACUGUUAAUGUUAUCUCAGUAUUCUUCAUUAAUUGCGUUUUAUUAUAAAUAAU